This is a messenger RNA of Uloborus diversus, 8220 nucleotides long. RefSeq names its product serine/threonine-protein kinase mig-15-like. Lineage: Eukaryota; Metazoa; Arthropoda; Arachnida; Araneae; Uloboridae. Gene Ontology annotation, biological process: protein phosphorylation. The record is from RefSeq and is a predicted model, not a curated record. Gene Ontology annotation, molecular function: ATP binding; protein kinase activity.
GAUGAAGAAGAAGAAAUAAAAUUAGAAAUUAAUGUUUUAAAAAAGUACUCUCAUCAUCGAAAUAUAGCUACAUAUUAUGGGGCAUUCAUUCAAAAGAGUCCUCCUGGUAAAGAUGACAAGCUUUGGCUUGUUAUGGAAUACUGUGGAGCUGGUUCUGUCACUGAUCUAGUAAAAUCUACAAAAGGCCAGUGUCUAAAAGAAGAGUGGAUAGCUUACAUCUGUAGGGAAAUUCUCAGGGGUCUUAGUCAUCUACAUGCCAAUAAAAUAAUUCAUAGGGAUAUAAAAGGCCAAAACGUCCUCCUAACAGAUAACGCUGAAGUAAAAUUAGUUGACUUUGGUGUAAGUGCUCAGUUAGACAGAACGAUUGGAAGAAGAAACACCUUCAUUGGUACACCAUAUUGGAUGGCCCCUGAAGUCAUUGCCUGUGAUGAAAAUCCUGAAGCUACCUAUGAUAAUAGGAGCGAUCUAUGGUCUUUAGGAAUUACUGCUUUAGAAAUGGCUGAAUCUCAACCACCAUUAUGUGAUAUGCAUCCUAUGCGAGCCUUGUUCCUGAUCCCUAGGAAUCCACCGCCUAGGCUAAAAUCAAAAAAGUGGAAUAAAAAAUUUCAUAGUUUUAUAGAAACUGUUUUAGUGAAAGAUUAUCAACAGAGGCCAUAUACAGAUCAGUUACUAAAGCAUCCUUUUAUUCGAGACCAGCCAACUGAAAGGCAAGUUCGUAUCCAACUUAAAGAUCAUAUUGAUCGAUGUCGCAAGCACAAGAGAGGAGGUAAAGGUGACAUUCAAGAAGAAUAUAGGUAUAGUGGUAGUGAAGGGGAAGAAGAAGAUGUAGGAUUAGCCGGCGAACCUAGCUCAAUAGAACCAGUACAACAAGAUUCUACCUUGAGAAGGAAUUUCCAACAGUUGCAAGAAGGAAGGACAUUAACUUCUAAUGACUCAAAACCUUCUGGCAGCAGCUUUCAACCUCCAUCAGCCCCUGCUCUCCAAACUGAAACACCUGCUCCACCGCCUCGACAUCCUAUUCCACCACAAAGACUCAUUGUUGUGCCAGAUCCUCCACCUCCUAGCAAACCGUUACCACCAAUUCCUGUUGAUGGGAACAGGAAAGCCAAAGCAGCUACACCACCUAGAAAUGGUCAAAAUCAAAUGAUUCCGUUUCAGUCAUCACAACAGAAUCGAAAUUCUGGUGUAUUUAAACCUCCUGCUAGAAGACCAGAGGAUUUGGAAGUUUUAGCUGCUCAAUUAAACGAAUUAGCAAUUGGAGGAGCUGGAAGUCUAUCAAAUAGAAAUAAUAAUUGUAGAAUAUCUACAAAUUUAGCUGAAACGCCUCCAGGAAUAAAUGGUAUUAUCUCUGAGAAGUCCGGGUUGAAUAGAAAUGGUUCUGAUUCUGAAGAGGAAGAGGAAGAAGAUGAGGGACAAAUUCAGAAUGAUGGGACUCUCCUUGCAUCUGACCCACCUCGUCCUUUGGCCUCUGAAAAUCCGAUUGAAAAUAGGAUAUCAAGGCCUCCUGAAGUAUAUAGUGAAGCUCUUCGAAAUUUAGUUGAUCAUGAUAAAAUUCAUGAUGGUUCAACUCCAGUCAAUCAUGCUCCUCAUCGGCCACUUCCUCCAACGCCUGAUGAGGAUGAAAAUAAUGACAGAACUCUUGUUUUAAGGAGAAACCACUCAAAUAGACAAGAACACAACAGACGAACAAGAGGUGAAAAUGAGAACCUAGUAAAGUGCCAAGAUAAGGCUAAAGAACGCCAAAGUAGUAAUUUAGAAAAAAAUCAACGUAGACGUGAUUCUGGUCCUAUUGAAAGAACUGAUGCCAAUAAAACAAAAAAUGAGCAAAGGCAUCGCUCAUCGUCUUCACCAUUACAUAAAGCAACAUCUUCACCUUUCCCUUUAGCUACCUCAACUCCCAAUCAAAACGGCGAAUCUAAUCAUAAAAAAGAACGAAACAAUAAUUCUAGGCAUGACUCCAAGUUGAAAAACUUUUAUCAGAGUGACAAAGACAGGAAUGACAGGAGUGCAUCUACUGGAGGUUCUGAUCGUGGGCCCAUGCAGCGCAUGGAAUCAUCCCAGAGCUCUCCCGGCAAUAUCGGAAUGGCAGCGACCCGCUCGAUGGGUGUCCUGCCCGAUCUCUUGCAGCAGCAUGCGUCUAACACAUCUGGAAAUCAAUCAUCUCCGCAGCAUAGGCUACAAGACUCCACCAUAUCUGAUGAGGUUGGAUACAGGCAAGCUGUUGGAAAAGCUCCCCCUCAACUACAACACAAACAACGAUCUUUUCUUACCUUUGGCUUCGGUGCUGGUGGUACUGGUCCUUCUCCAUCUCCAAGGAGAGAGAGCCAUGUCAAUGUGAAUGUCACACCCACCUCUCAUGAGUCUUCAGCUGAUACGCCAGAAAUCAGGAAGUACAAGAAGAGGUUCAAUUCGGAGAUUUUGUGUGCCGCUCUAUGGGGUGUAAAUCUCCUUAUUGGAACUGAAAAUGGACUGAUGCUUUUGGAUCGAAGUGGCCAAGGAAAAGUUUAUCAGUUAAUAUCUCGUAGAAAAUUUCAACAAAUGGAAGUUUUAGAGGGUCAAAACAUUCUUGUCACAAUUUCCGGAAAAAAAUGUAGAGUACGAGUUUAUUACCUCUCCUGGCUGAAGAGCAAAAUACUACGGACGGAUGGUGUGGAAAAAAGGAGUGGUUGGAUUAAUGUAGGGGAUCUUCAAGGUGCUGUCCAUUUUAAAAUAGUCAAAUAUGAAAGGAUAAAGUUUCUUGUGAUUGCCUUGAAGGAAAGCAUAGAAAUUUAUGCUUGGGCACCCAAGCCUUAUCACAAAUUUAUGGCCUUCAAGUCAUUUACGGAACUUGCCCACCGGCCUGGUUUAGUCGACAUGACGAUAGAAGAAGGUGUUAGACUAAAAGUUGUUUAUGGCUCACCUGAAGGUUUCCAUGCGGUAGAUUUAGAUUCCGGAGCUGUAUAUGAUAUUUACCUCCCUGCUCAUUCCCAAGGUCCUAUUUCUCCCCAUACCAUAGUCACGCUUCCCAACUCCAAAGGUUUACAGCUUCUUCUUUGCUAUGAUAAUGAAGGAGUUUAUGUAAAUACUUAUGGUAAAGUUAGCAAAAAUAUUGUUUUACAAUGGGGUGAAAUGCCAACUUCUGUAGCAUAUAUUGGGACUGGCCAAAUUAUGGGAUGGGGCAACAAAGCAAUAGAAAUACGUAAUGUUGAAACUGGUCAUUUAGAUGGAGUUUUUAUGCACAAAAAAGCACAGAAACUAAAGUUUUUAUGCGAAAGAAAUGAUAAGGUGUUUUUUUCCUCAGCCAAGGGAGGUUCUUCGUGCCAGAUCUACUUUAUGACUCUUAACAAGCCUGGAAUGGCAAACUGGUAGCAGAUGUGAUGUGCUCCUGCCAUUCACAGAGAUGGUGCUCUUAUUACAUAAUAUAGGGGAAGCUUUUCCCCUAUUUUGCCUUGCAGUCAGUCAUAACAAAUAUUUUGUGUUUUAUAGAAGAUAUAUUCUCAUCACAAUUUCUGCUCCGGAUUCUCUUGUUCUUUCUUAAUUGCUCAACAAAAAGAAAAAAAAAAUCCUUUCAUGCUUGUAUACCAGUUACUGUUCAAUACAUUUAUGUGUGUUUUUAUUAAUGUUUUUGAAUUAAAAUGUUUUCUGAUUUUAAGGAGUCUUAAUAUUUACAUGAUGCUUUGAAUUUUACCACCAUUCUUGGUAUUAUUUUAAUCAAAAGCUUUAUGUCCAUUUCGUCUGGUAUACAAAAUUUACUUAUGCAAUUCCUUUAACAUUAUGUAUAUAGCCUCAUCUCAUUUUCAUGCGCAUUUUUCUCAUCCCCACUUCUUUUUUUUAAACAAACGGUAUACAACAUCCCCCCCCCCCUCUCCUUUUUUUGCUCAAAUGGAAUAAAUUUUUGGAAACGAGCUGAAAUCAGUUAGUUCUUAAAAGGUAAUGUUUUUUUUUUAUUUAACAAAAGAAUUAAAUUACUCCCAAUCAAGUUUAAUAAAAUAGAAAAUUUUGCAAAAAUUAAAAACUUUGUUCAAUUUAUCAAUAAGUGAACGCAUAGUUCUUGAAAAUAUUUUGCUCUCUUUCAUGUGAUAACAUUUUUUGAUGAAUUUUUAGCCUUUUUUCUUUAAGUUAUUGAAAACAUUCCAAAUUUGCCAAGUGAAAUUGUUUAAAAAUCAAGGUUAAAGAAGCAAGAUAUUAAACUGGUAAUUGUUACAUGUUUCCCUGUUCAAAAAUGAUAGGUAACACAUAAAAAAAAAAAAAAAUCCUUCACCCAAUAAAUGUAAACUAGGGAGUGUUAACGAAAAAAUUGUCAAAAAUUGUUAUAUUUUAAUAGUUUUAAUGAACAUUUUAAAGUAAGAAACAUAGAUUUUCAUGCAAAUUUGCUGUACAAAUUCCAUUUAAAAUUUAUUUGUCUUUAAUGGGAAGAGGCUGUAUUUUCUUCACAGUAAUCUGCUCAAAUAUUAUCUAAAUAAAGAAAAUUGUAGAGACUAUUUUUUCGUAAUCAUAAUGAUAAAAAAAUGCAUCUUAAUCCUGUAAUUUCUAUUUAGUUUGCAUGCUUGAAAGAACUUCUUAAGCAGAAAAACUAUUUGAAUGCCAAUAGCUUUGGUUAAGUUGCUGUAAAAGCUAGUGCGUUGAAUUCUAACUAAAUUGAGACAAAAACAUUCAUUAAAUGUUAAAAAAUAAUAAUUAAAUACAUAUAUUUAUAUUCCAAGGCAGACAGUUGUCAUGACAUGAAUGUAAUAUAGCUUGCUCAAUCCGUUUGCAUGGAUGUGACCUUUUUACGCAUAUAUUUGCACUUUAUUAAUGAAAUUAAACUUUGGCUUUUUAUUUAUGAAAUAUUCAGAUGUGAAAAACCAUUUUGUAUCAUUAUAAGGUAUCAAUUUACUAGAAAACAUUUUUGUACUUGAAAGAUGAAUGAUUUGUAAGUGUUUCACGUCCAUAAAUUUAAUUUGUAAAUAUGUACCAGAAAACAUUUUAGUAAGUCAAUACUUCAUAUUAUGAUACAUAAUAGUUCUUCACAUCCGAUUCUUUCACAAUUAAAAGCCAAAGUUUAAUUUCGGGAAUAAAGUGCAAAUAUAUGUGUAAACAUUUGUUUUGUAAACACCUCUCAUUUGUGCAGUUGAAUUGAGCAAACUAUGCUCAACAAGGAAAUAUCUUGUUCUGUUUCUAAUUUUCAAGCAUAAUAUUAAGUUGAAAUUUGACAUUUCAUAGCUUAAUGCUUGCUUCUCAGUGCAAUCAAUUUUAAAGUACAGAUUUUUUUUUCUUCUGUGUAACCUUUUAAAUCAUCUAAAAGUUGUUUCAAAAUUUAAUUUCAGGGUUCGUACACUCCGGGGAAACCUGGAAUUGUCAAGGAAAAUGAGAUGGUUAAAAAUGUCAGGGAAUUUUUCAAUUUUGGCCCCAAAUUUUUUUUUCCAAUUUUUUACCCGGGAAUUUUGUGCCAUGAGAUCUAAUUCUCGUUUCUAUCGAUGUUUCCUGAAAAAAAAUUUAAAAAUUUGAGGCAAAAUGAGGCUAGCAAUAUAAAAGUGGCAACCCAAAAAAAAAAACUUCUGCAGUCAUCAUUUUUGGUCCUCAAUAGCUCCCAAGAAAAAAAUUCCUCGUGUGAACAGGAAUUAUGCACAAGCUCAACAGGGGAGAAAACAAUUUAUUGCUUCUGAAGCACAAGCCUGAAGAUGGGAGGGUUGAUCGGGGAAAAUUGUUAUUUUGAUCGGAAAGUCUUUUCAGCUACGUGUGAAACGUAAUCACCAUCUUUGGUCAUUCACUAGAUAGAAGUAGACACAAUGCUUAGAUAAAGUAAGACAAACAACGUUAGAAAAAGCACAAAUUUGCCAAUUACAGUUGCUGUAAUUGGCAAAUUUGUGCUUUUUCUAACAUUGUUUGUCUUACUUUACUGUUCAGCACAAAGGUAUUUAUUUAUCUUACAAAUGCUUAAAUGCCUAAGUUUCCAAAAACAAAGCAGAAUAUGAUGUUUAUUGAACUGUAUGAAAGUAACGCAAAGUGUGCUGUAUUUUUUUUUUUUUUAAAUCAAACAUGUAAUUUUUUUGAGAAAUGAAAAUUUUGUUCUUAAAACUUACUUUUAUCCUCAUUGCCUUGGAUGCGAAUAUGCUAUAUAACUUUUCAACCUGAAUUGUAGUUUGAUGAAGAUUUAUUAUUGGUUAAUUGUUUUCAUGCUACAAAUUCAAAAGAUGAUUUAUUAAUUUUUGGUGUAGCCGAAAUAUUUGGUCAUUCCCAAGAAGGAAGUGCACAAGACUUUUUUUAAGCGCCCAGGUUUCCGAAAACAGCAUUUGAUGUUUAAUGCAAUGCAAACUAUUGAAAACAAAGCAAAAUGUGCCUUUUUUGGGUGCGUAAUUUGUAAUUAUUUUCUGGAAAAAUGUAAAAUUUUCUUCAAAACAUUUUAUUCUAAUUAAUUUAGACGCUUAUGUGCUAAAACUGACUGUUAUGUCUCAGGAUUAUUAAUUAUGACUACGUUUAUGCUACAAAUUCAAAAAUCUACUUAUUAUCUUAAAUUUUUCACUUAGCCGCCAUAUUUGGUCAUUUGCAAGAUGGAAGUAGAUGUAAUUUCCAAAAACAGAAUUGCAUGUUUAUCUCAGUGUAAAUUAUUGAAAGUUUCAUAAAAUGUGCAAUAAAUUAUGAAUGUGUUAUUUUUUUUUCUAGAAAAGAAAAAUUUUAAUGUAUAAGCAUCCUUUGAUAUACGAAAGAAAAAAAGUCGGAUGAUUAUUGGCAUUUUUGUUAUGCAUUAUAUGGUAUGCCAAUCGAUGCAAGAAGUUAAUCUUUAUACUGAAAAAUAGCUUUGUAUUUCGCUGAAUAUGUUUUGUGCUAUAUACCAAUAAGAAAAUAAUAAGUAUUAUAAAGCAACAAUUAGAACUAAACAUUAAUAUUAUGGAUGAUACGUUGCAUGGAAGAAACGCUAAAAUAAGGUGAAUGUACUUUGUUUUCAAUAAGUAGUAAACGAUUGAAAACAAUUUUGAAUAAAAUGUUUAAAAAAAAUUAAAUUUUGAGAGAAAAAAGAAAAAAAUUCCAAGAAUUUUUUUUUAAAUCUAAGAGGCAAAGUUUUAGUUCUUACACAACGCUACUUUAAACAAUUUUAAUUACUUUGAAAAUGUUGUUUUUAAAAUUAAUUUUGAAUGAAGCGAGUAACGUGGAAUUUUCUGAAAAACAACCUGGAAAACCUGAAAAAGUCGGGGGAAUUUUUUUUAUUCACUAGUGUAUGAACCCUGAAUUUGUAUUAGGAAAUACAACUAAAUUUUGAAUGUUUUCUUUUCUGCUUUGAAAUAUUUUUACUACUAAUGAACCUAAGAAUAAUUAAUAUAAAUCUAUCGCAUCAAAACAUGUUUUUUACUCUAAAAUUUGUCAUAGUAUUGCAUAGCAGAAUAGUCAUGGUUUUUAACAAACGGCUGGUCUAAAAAUUUGCCAUUUCUAAUUUGCAAGUACCUGAUAUUUUCAGCAAGUGGUAUUGAUCAUCCACAUUUAUUCAUGAACUCAUGCCUAUUUUUACAUGAGUUGAAAUACUGUGUCUCAAUCAAGCCAUGUCAUCUGCGGUGGAGUUCUAGGUUUUGCAAAUUGAUAACAGUUUCGGCAUUAUAUAUUUUGUGAUAAUGCUAUUUACUAAUCUUUUUCACAUCAUUUCUAGAGAUUGAAGAAUAUGUUUCUAGUUCUUGAAUAUUAUUUGUGAAAACUUAUAUUCCCUACUCCUUGAAUUAGAUUUUUAUUAUUUAUUAUUAUAAGACUGCGUUGAAUGACCCAAUACUUCACAGAAAGUUAAAUGAUAUUGUUGGAACUUUUGUACAUACGUGUGUACAUACAUAUACAUAAUAAAAGAUAUAACUAGGAAGUCAUUACUAUGCACUUUUAAAAUUUUUUGUGAAAAAUUUAUUUGUUCAGACUCGGUUUAUUAAUAAAUGUGCUUUCAUUGAAAAAAAAGCCAAGAUAUAUUUUAUAUUACGACAGCAAUAUCAAUAUCCAACAAUUUUUCUUGAAAAAAAAAAUACAUUUAUAGAUAUAUAUAUAUAUGAUUUUAGCUUUAGCAAAAUUAUUUAUGUUUGAAUUGCCAUUAUUGAUAAUUUAUAGCAAAAUAUAUUUUUAUGAAAUUCAAUUUUCCUUAAAAUGAAUCGAAAAUUGGUUUAUGAAUUGUAGAUAAAUCAUAUGCUUCUCGAUUGUUAAUAAUUCUGCAUUUGUAAGAAAUAUUUUGUAAUCUUCAGAUUUUUAAACUGUAGUAAAAUACAUCAAAACUGUGAAGUCCUUUUAUUUUUCACG